This is a messenger RNA of Suillus fuscotomentosus, 2058 nucleotides long. RefSeq lists its product as uncharacterized. Bases 166 to 1944 code for a protein of 592 amino acids. Gene Ontology annotation, cellular component: fungal-type vacuole lumen. Lineage: Eukaryota; Fungi; Basidiomycota; Agaricomycetes; Boletales; Suillaceae. The record is from RefSeq and is a predicted model, not a curated record. The transcript is spliced from 14 exons. Gene Ontology annotation, molecular function: metallocarboxypeptidase activity.
CAUGCAUAUGCAUGACACUUGACCCUCUGACUAUUAAUGGAUAUCCAAAACCAAUCCAGAACGGCCCGUAAAACGGUGGUUAUCAGCCAGUGGGAUCAUAUAUAGCAGUUUCCAGCUUGAAAGAAUAAUGGUCUUUCCUGUCAUUGCAGGCUUCUGUCGCAUAACAUGUCCCAAGUCAAUCUAGUCGAAAAGAAAGCUGACGAGCUUCCAGGUGUUAAUGCCCGCACAUCCACUACGAAGCUUUCGAAGGCCAAGGCCAUCGUAUUCAAGAUCACACUCGUCACUGCACUCGCAAUCUCUGCUUCAACAUACUUUGUCAAAAGACCCUUGAACGGUUCCACUGUCGGCACCCUCGAGAAUGGCAUAGAUUUGUGCCCUCAGGUGGGCGAACUUGUUCCCGAGAAGAAUGGAGUGAUCUGGGAAAGUCUUCAACACGUGUACAGUACUGAAGAGUUCAAAACGAGAGCUAUAGACUGGCUUGGGGGAGCUGUGCGAAUUCCCACAGAAACGUUCGAUGACAUGGGAGAUGUGACAGAGCCCGUUUGGGAGAAGUUCCUCCCGUUGCAUGAUUAUCUGAAAGACUCAUUCCCUUUACUUCACUCAAACUUGGAACUUACGAAAGUCAACACAUACGGACUGUUAUACGUAUGGAAAGGCUCAAACAGUGCUUUGAAGCCACUUCUCCUCGCUGCUCACCAGGACGUGGUCCCUGUGUUAGAAACGACAAUCGAUGAAUGGCAACAUCCUCCAUUCUCCGGUUACUUUGAUGGGGAGAGCCUUUGGGGUCGCGGGUCGUGCGAUGAUAAGAGCGGUCUAAUCGGGAUCAUGUCUGCGGUUGAAUCUAUGCUAGAGAACGGCUUCAAGCCGACUCGCACGGUUGUGAUCGCGUCAGGAUUUGACGAGGAAGUAAGUGGAAUACGGGGUGCGUCUUCCCUAGCUACCGAAAUGAUAGAGAGAUUUGGAGAAAACGCCUUUACCAUGCUUCUCGACGAAGGCUCCGGGUACGGUGAGGUAUAUGGUCGUGUUAUUGCAGUACCUGCAAUUGCCGAGAAAGGUACCUUGAACGUCCAUAUCAAAGUUACAUCUCCCGGUGGCCAUUCUAGCCUUCCUCCACCUCAUACAAGCAUCGGUAUGCUUGCAGAGCUCCUUGUACAGUAUGAGAAAAAUCCCUUCGAGACCCACUUGACAAGAGGAUCACCGACUUACAGGAACGCUCAAUGCAUGGCUCAAUACGCACCAGGCAUCAGUUCCUCGUUAAAGGAACACAUGUUGCAUGCAGAGCACUGCGAUAAAGCGCUUCGUGCCGCUGAGGAGGAACUCUUUAAGGACCGUACUUUCAUGAGUCUUGUCGGCACUACUCAAGCUAUCGAUCUCGUGGACGGUGGAGUGAAGGUAAACGCUCUCCCAGAACAGGCGUGGGCCAUUGUGAAUCACCGAAUUUCUACAGAAAGUUCUAUCGCCGCCAUAAAAGUGCGCGACAUCGAAUUGUUGAAAUCUCUCGCAGACGACUUCAAUCUGUCUUACACGGCUUUUGGUAGCUAUGUUUCCAAUGAGGAUGCGCCUUCAUAUGGCACCUUGACCCUUUCCACUGCGUUCGGUGACGGCUUGGAGCCAGCACCAGUCACUCCGUCUGGCGAAGACGCUGCACCGUUUCGGCUUUUAUCUGGGACUAUCAAAGCAGCCUACAACUCCCAUAGAAAUAUUUCUGGUUCAGAUGCAAUCAUCGUGAGCCCAGGCAUCAUGUCCGGUAACACAGAUACACGGUUCUAUUGGAAGUUGACUGACCAUAUUUUCCGGUAUGGUCACCUUGAGGCAGCCGGUGGAGGGUCUCUUCCUUCUGGCGUGCACACAGUCAACGAAGCGAUCUCCAUCAAUAGCUUCGUUGGGAUGAUCGGAUUCUACACCACUUUGGUUCUCAACGUCGACGAAUCAUCCCUUCCUUAAAGUAGGGUGUCAAAAUGUCAUUGGUUUGCCAUGUGAUGUCUAUACGUCACUGUGAUAGUACAGUUCAUAAAUGAGCAAUUCCCUCGCUUGCAGACUUCUGAUCUAUCUGAGGCC